AUGGAUAAGUUAUUCUACGGAGCAUCCUUCAAUGAUGACAUUUCACCCUGGGACGUUUCUUCUGUGACUAAUAUGACUGAGAUGUUUCAUGGCGCAAGAUCAUUCAAUCAAGACUUGUCUUUGUGGAAUGUUUCAUCUGUGACAGGCAUGGAGUCAAUGUUCUCACACAUAGGAGGCUUCAGUCAAGACUUGUCAAAAUGGGAUGUUUCUUCUGUAACAAACAUGGGUUCAAUGUUCUAUGAUACAAGAGCAUUCAGCCAAGACUUGUCGUCGUGGGAUGUUUCGUCUGUGACUAAUAUGAGAGCAAUGUUCGGCACAGCGUAUUCCUUUGACCGAGAUUUGUCGUCAUGGGAUGUUUCUUCUGUGACUGACAUGAGUCAUAUGUUUGCAGGUGCAGCAUUGUUCAAUCAAGAUUUGUCGUCAUGGGAUGUUUCUUCUGUAGUAGACAUGGAUUCAAUGUUCGAUUAUGCAAGAUCAUUCAACCAAGACUUGGCAUCAUGGGAAGUCUCUUCUGUUACUAACAUGAGCCAUAUGUUCCGUGCUGCAUUCUCUUUUAAUCAGGACUUGUCAUCGUGGGAUGUUUCUUCUGUGACUGACAUGAGUCAUAUCUUUUAUGACGCACUAUCCUUCAAUCAAGCCUUGUCGUCGUGGGACGUUUCCUCGGUCGCGUCAAUGAGCAACAUGUUCGCGCGAGCCAAAUCCUUCAAUCAAGCAGACUUGUCAUCAUGGGAUGUUUCUUCUGUGACUGACAUGAGUCGUAUGUUUUAUUACGCACGAUCCUUCAAUCAAGCCUUGUCGUCGUGGGAUGUAUCUUCUGUGACUGACAUGAGUCAGAUGUUCUCGGAUGCACACUCUUUCAAUCAAGACUUGUCAUCAUGGGAUGUUUCUUCUGUCACUAAUAUGACUGGGAUGUUUCAAACCGCAGCAUCAUUCAAUCAAGACUUAUUUUCAUGGGACGUUUCUUUUGUCACUCAAAUGAAUGAAAUGUUCUCACGCUCAUACUCAUUCAAUCAAGACUUGUCGUCGUGGAAUGUUUCUUCUGUGACUGAUAUGAGUCAUAUGUUCAGUGAUGCAACAUCGUUCAACCAAGACUUGUCACGAUGGGAUGUCUCGAAAGUCAAACACGCGGCGAUGAUGUUUGCCAAUGCAGCGAUCGAUGAGUCUGUCGUGUGUAGUUGGGCUAAUGCUUGGAAAGAUCUCUUUCAAUGCGAUAGUGGAAGCAAAAAUAUUGAAAAAGAAAGCCGUCCCACCACCAAAACUGUGGUUUUCGGCAUCUUUGGUGGCAUAAUAGUAUGCGCACUUUGUGGCUACUGUUAUAACGAACGAAGACAACGACCUCGAUAUGCCGCUCAACAAACGAUGAUAAGGAGGCGGCAACAACAGCGUGAAAACAAUUCAGCAAUCAGUCAAGGGUUAACAGAAGAAGAACAAAAUCAUGCCCGAUAUGAGCAAUUUGUCACAAAGUUUUAUUUCCAAACUGUCUUGUCGGAUAAAUCCAACGUUACUGCAAAUAAUUUAAGGAGCUCGGCAGUCAAGCCCAACGACGAGCAGUGUCCUUCAUCUGCUGCGAACAAAAGCAGUGACGAUGAUGUGUCUGUAUUUGAUGGAAAACAAGGUUCGCUGUCGAAGCGUUUAGCAAGUUGGCGAAAACCCUCCAAAAGGGACGAAUGUUGCAUAUGUUUGGAGUGUUAUACUGUAGGCGAGACGAUCUGUGCUCCAAUCACAACGGAAUGCAACCAUGUAUUUCACGAAGGCUGUAUAAAUGAGUGGCUGAAGACGAAUGAUAAGUGCCCAUUGUGCCGAGUAGAACUAUUAAAGGAUUAG
Messenger RNA from Cylindrotheca closterium, 1824 nucleotides. The record is from the annotation of a GenBank genome assembly. Lineage: Eukaryota; Bacillariophyta; Bacillariophyceae; Bacillariales; Bacillariaceae.